AUGAGGUCGCUCAAGGAGGGCCUGAAGCUCCAGGCCCGCGCCAUAACCUCCGGCCGCCUCUCCACCACCGUCGCCGCCAACCAGCUCAUCAACCUCUACUCCAAACACGGCUUAACCGACGAUGCCCGCAACCUGUUCGACAAAAUGCCCCACCGAAACGUUUUCUCUUGGAACACCAUAAUCAACGCCUACAUCAAGUCCCGAAACCUCCGCACGGCGAGGGCCCUUUUCGAGUCCUCCCCUUAUCGAGACUCUGUCACGUACAACUCCAUGAUCUCCGGCUACACCCGUUUGGAUGGCCACGAAACAGAGGCCAUCGAGUUGUUCGCCCGAAUGCAGCUUGAAAGAGACGGGCCCUCACUAAUCGACGAGUUUACCCUCACCACAAUGCUUAAUCUUGCGGCGAAAGUGAAAAUCUUGCGUUACGGGACACAGGUGCAUUUGUAUAUGGUAAAAACCGGAAAUGACUCGAGCGGGUUCGCGCAGAGCUCGUUAAUCGACAUGUACUCGAAAUGCGGGAGCUUUUUGGAUGCUUCUAAAGUUGUUGUUGUUGUUAAUGGAUGUGGGUUUGGAGGUUGGGUUGAUUUGGUUGUGAAAAAUGCGCUCGUGGCAGCUUGUUGUAGAGAAGGGGAGAUGAAAAUGGCGCACGAGAUAUUUUUACGUAAUCCGGAGUUGAACGAUAGUGUCUCUUGGAACACGAUGAUAUCGGGGUAUGCCCAAAAUGGGUUCGAAUCGCAAGCGGUCGAGUUAUUCAGGCUCAUGGUUGAAAAAGGAAUCGAAUUGAACGAGCACACGUUCGCCAGUUUACUCGCAGCCUGUUCCUGUUUGAAAAGCUUGAAUCUUGGGAAAGAAGUUCACGUGCGUGUCCUUAAAAACGGGUUGUUUUUGAACCCGUUCGUAAGUAGUGGAAUUGUCGAUAUUUACAGCAAAUGUGGUGAAAUGAGUUACGCCGAGCGUGUGAACGAGUCUAUUGGUGUGGAAAACGUGUUUGCUAUGACUUCGAUGAUUGUUGGGUACUCGACACGAGGCGAAAUGUCGAAAGCCAAGAAACUCUUCGAUUCGUUGUCCGAGAAGAAUUUCGUCGUGUGGACCGCCGUAAUUUCCGGUCACGUGAAGCUACAACAAUGCGACGAGGCUUUUGAUCUUUUCCGCGAGUAUACCGCGCGAGAGGAAAAAAACGGGUUUUUUCCGGAUGGCGUGAUUCUUGUUAGCCUACUCGGUGCGUGUGCCACACAAGCGAGUGUGGACCCGGGAAGACAAAUCCACGCGUAUAUAUUAAGAACCGGUAUUCAAACGGACGAGAAAAAAACUAUAAGUGCCUUGAUCGACAUGUACUCAAAGUGUGGCUUCAUAUUGUACGCGCGGAGAAUUUUUCCAAGCGUCGAUUUACGAGACACCGUCAUUUACAACGUCAUGAUUUCGGGUCUAGCUCAUCACGGGUUCGAACGCGAGGCCAUCGAGUGUUUCGAGGAGAUGACUGGAAACGGGCGGCACAAACCGGACGCCGUGACGUAUAUCGCGAUUUUAUCCGCAUGCCGACAUUGUGGACUUGUCGAGGCCGGCGAGAAGUAUUUUUCCGAGAUGGAGGAAAAUUACGGGAUUGCCCCCGAGAUGGACCACUACGCGUGCAUGGUCGACUUGUACGGGAGGUCAAACAUGCUUGAAAAGGCGGUUGACUUCAUGGAUAAGAUGCCUUUCGAGCCGGAUUCGAUCAUGGUUAGUGCUUUCUUGAACGCGUGCAGGGAGAACCGAAAUGUGGAGCUGGCGAGAAUGGCUGAGAGGAAGUUGGAUGAGGUGGAAAGGGGUGCUGACGGGGCGAGGUAUUUCCAGGUGGCGAGCGUGUACGCGUCGGGUGGCGAGUGGGAAGAGAAGGGGAGGGUUAUGAGGAGGAUAAGAGAGAUGGAGGCGAAGAAGCUCGCGGGCUGCAGUUGGGUUCGGGCCGGUAACGGGCUUCGUGUGUUUACGAGUGGUGAUAGGUUGCAUUGUGAAGCUGAGGGUUUGGAUGGUGUUUUGGGAUUCUUGAUUGAUGAAAUGUGUGAUAAGGAUUGUGUAGAUGAUAGUUAUGUAUUGAUGGUAUAA
Striga hermonthica is the source of this 2079-nucleotide messenger RNA. The record is from the annotation of a GenBank genome assembly. NCBI's taxonomy places the organism in Eukaryota, Viridiplantae, Streptophyta, Magnoliopsida, Lamiales, Orobanchaceae.